Molecule: messenger RNA, 2014 nt
Organism: Tripterygium wilfordii
Lineage: Eukaryota; Viridiplantae; Streptophyta; Magnoliopsida; Celastrales; Celastraceae
Product: pentatricopeptide repeat-containing protein At2g44880
Exons: 1
Coding region: 32-1822 (596 amino acids)
Biological process (GO): RNA modification
Molecular function (GO): protein binding; RNA binding
Source: RefSeq, a predicted model, not a curated record
ACGCUACGUAGGGCACAGAGAGACGACGAAGAUGCAAACAGAAGAAUCUCUAUGGAGUCCAGUAGAAAGAGGAUGCCUUUCUCUCCUUCAUCGAAGCAACAACACGAGGAUUUCUCUCCUCCAAAUCCACUCUUUCAUGCUUCGAAGAGCCCUCGAGACCAACGUCAAUCUGUUCACCAAAUUCCUAGUGGUCUGUGCUUCUGUGGUGGGUACCUGCCACGCUCGCCGCGUGUUCGAUUACAGGCUCCACAGGGACGAUAGCUUCCUCUGCAACUCCAUGAUCAAAGCCCAUCUGGGUAUGCACCAAUUUGGUGAGUGUUUUGCUCUAUAUCGAGAUCUUAGGAGGGAUUCAGGUUUUGUGCCCGAUAAUUUUACGUUCACUUCGUUGGCAAAGUGUUGCGGCUUGAAUUCAGCUGUUUGUGAAGGUCUAGAGAUACAUAGUCAUGCUAUAAAGAACGGUCUUUGUUUAUAUUUGUAUGUCUCUACAGCGUUGGUUGAUAUGUAUGCGAAAUUUGGGAAGAUGAAUUGGGCGAGAAAGUUGUUCGAUGAAAUGACUGACAAAAGUCAAGUAUCUUGGACUGCUCUCAUUGGCGGGUAUGUGAAGGCCGGGGAUAUAAAUAGUGGGAGGAAGCUUUUUGAUCAGAUGCCUGAGAAGGAUUCUGUAGCUUAUAAUGCAAUGAUUGAUGGUUAUGUUAAAGUGAGAGAUAUGUUAUCAGCUCAAGGUUUGUUUGAUGAGAUGCCAGAAAGGAAUGUGAUUUCUUUUACAAGUAUGAUUUAUGGUUAUUGCAGUGAUAAUGAUGUCAUAUCUGCUAGGUCAUUAUUUGAUGCCAUGCCUGAGAAGAAUCUAAUUUCUUGGAAUACAAUGAUUGGUGGAUACUGCCAAAACAAACAACCUCGUGAAGCAUUGAAUUUGUUUCAUGAAUUGCAGUCAAGCACUUCAUUGGAGCCAGAUAAAGUGACCAUUGUAAGCAUUCUUCCAGCUAUUGCUGAUUUGGGAGCUCUUACAUUGGGUGGUUGGGUUCACCAUUAUGUUCGUAAGAAAAAUCUUGAUAGAGCAACAAAUGUAUGUACUGCACUUGUCGAUAUGUAUGCGAAAUGUGGUGAAAUUGCCAAAGCACGAAGAGCUUUUGAUGCGAUGCCUAGAAGAGAAGUGGUGUCUUGGAAUGCUCUGAUAAACGGAUUGGCAGUCAAUGGGUAUGCCAAGGAAGCAUUGGAGGUAUUUUUGGAAAUGCAGCAUGAGGGGUUUAAGCCAAAUGACAUAACUAUGAUAGCAGUUUUGUCUGCUUGUAACCAUGGUGGUCUAGUGAAGGAAGGGAAGAGAUGGUUUAAAUCGAUAAAGGACUUUGGAAUUACGCCCAGAAUUGAGCAUUAUGGCUGUAUAGUAGAUCUAUUGGGGAGGGCAGGCUGCUUGGAAGAAGCAGAGAAGUUGAUCACGAGUAUGCCUUUUGAUGCAAAUAGUAUAAUCUUAAGUUCUUUUCUUUUUGCAUGUUCGAAUUCUAUGGACAUUAAAAGGGCCGAAAGGAUACGAGACAAGGCAGUUAAUAUGGAGCCAUUUAACGAUGGAAACUAUGUUAUGUUGAGGAACUUGUAUGCCACAGAGAAUAGAUGGGGAGCUGUAGAGGAAAUUAAGGGACUAAUGAGAAGGAAUGGGGCAAAGAAAGAGGCUGGUUGUAGUGUUGUUGAGGUUGAUAAUAGGAUUUUGGAGUUUGUAUCUGGACAGAGAGAGUUCCCUGAGUGGGAAGCCACACAUUCAGUCUUGGGGCAGUUGGGGAUUCACAUGAGAGGACAAGGCAGCAGUUACAUAGAGUUGGCAGCACCCUAAGCCUUAUAUGAGAAACGAUUUUUUUCAACUGAAAUUUCGGUCGAUGUCCGUUGCAUCACACUACAGGAAAUAUGCAUGGAACCAUUUAUUAACAACGAAGCCUUCUUUGAGGGUAGGAUUAUUCUUGGUUACAUGAUGCAUGCGAUAGAAGAUUGUUGCUUGGCCACAAGAUGAAUAAAGCUGUUACGGAUG